Molecule: messenger RNA, 1389 nt
Organism: Trypanosoma cruzi
Lineage: Eukaryota; Euglenozoa; Kinetoplastea; Trypanosomatida; Trypanosomatidae
Product: UDP-N-acetylglucosamine--dolichyl-phosphate n- acetylglucosaminephosphotransferase, putative
Exons: 1
Coding region: 1-1389 (462 amino acids)
Biological process (GO): protein N-linked glycosylation; dolichol-linked oligosaccharide biosynthetic process
Cellular component (GO): membrane
Molecular function (GO): UDP-N-acetylglucosamine-dolichyl-phosphate N-acetylglucosaminephosphotransferase activity
Source: RefSeq, a predicted model, not a curated record
AUGAGACUUUAUGUAUAUUAUUUAUUUAUUUAUUUAUUUGUCGCAGAUGUUGUUUUGUUUGCUCUCUCUCCUUCUUUCUCUCUCUGUCUCUCUCUCUGUCUUUGUCUGUCUGUCUGUCUGUAUGCAUGUGUGCUUAAAGAGAGUAUUGUGUCGAUGGGUGCGAGUAACUCAGUCUUUGUUGCGUUGUGCAACAUUGUCAAAUCGUUCUGCACACACAGCUUUGAACUGUCCGUCAUAAUUUUUGCGGGCGUGGUGGCUUAUGUCAUUUGCAUGCGUUUUAUGGAUCCUGUUUGUAUGAAGUUGUUGGAGCGUCGUAUUUGCGGCGUCGACAUCAACAAGACGACGCUGGAAAAGCGGAGGAAGAUAGCAGAGAAGCCCCUCAAAGCCCUGGGGGAGGAGGAAAGGCGGCUUGUUGUGCCAGAGUCCCUUGGCAUCCUUGCAGGCGCCGUGUAUUUGUGCGUGUUGGUGCUAGAACUGGCAAUUGUGUUCGGGCCCUCCAUGCACAAGUUGGACGGUGCGAUAACAGCCAUCACGGUGAUGUUGCUUCUGGGAUUUGUGGAUGAUGUGUUGGAUGUGCGCUGGCGGCAUAAACUUCUUCUCUCGGCCAUUGGAACUUUUCCAGUGAUGUUGACAUAUGACGGAAGUGUGUCCAUUGCCGUUCCACGCCCAUUACUACCAUACUUUUCCACAUCUUUUGUGUAUCUUGGCGUCUUUUAUCUGCUGUAUUUGGGCUUGCUAUGCAUUUUCUGUACAAACAGCAUCAACAUCCUUGCGGGUGUGAAUGGAGUGGAGGUGGCGCAAAGCAUUGUCAUUGCCUUCACAUGUGUUGUUUACAACAUUUUUCAGUUGCGGUUAGAGAUGGAGUUUCAAGAUGGAUUAAUUGCUUCUGGCGACAUGUAUGUUCAUAAAAUAGAGACAGAUGGCGGUGGUUCCAUGCAUGAAUUAAUGGCAAUUGCACUUUUAGCACCGUUUAUAGGUGUAAGUAUAGCGUUAUGGCACUACAAUCAAUACCCUGCUCGAAUCUUUGUGGGUGAUAGCUACACUUACUUUGCGGGAACUGUACUUGCUGUUGCAGGUGUGACAGGGCAGUAUGGCAAAACCCUCAUGUUGUUUUUUAUUCCGCAACUUAUUAAUUUUGCUCUUUCUCUUCCGCAAUUGUUUCAUUUUUUGCCUUGUCCGCGUCAUCGGGUUCCGCGUUGGAAUGCAAAACAGGAUGUGCUGCAAAAUAGCGGAAAUUAUACGCUUUUGAACGCCAUUUUGUGGAUUUAUGGGGACAUGCAUGAACGAGCCCUGACCAAUGCGGUAAUGAAGAUGCAAGUCUGCUGCUGUAUCUUUGGCCUUUUGGUGCGGUACCUUUUUGCAUCCUAUCUGUAUGAUCAUAUACAAUAG